Messenger RNA from Mercenaria mercenaria, 2852 nucleotides. Its product is annotated as putative ankyrin repeat protein RF_0381. The transcript is spliced from 2 exons. Gene Ontology annotation, cellular component: nucleus; cytoplasm. The record is from RefSeq and is a predicted model, not a curated record. Bases 1563 to 2852 code for a protein of 429 amino acids. Gene Ontology annotation, molecular function: protein binding. NCBI's taxonomy places the organism in Eukaryota, Metazoa, Mollusca, Bivalvia, Venerida, Veneridae.
UGAAUUUCGUGUCAAUUUACCAUCUAACAAUACAGGCUAACUCCGGAGUUAAAUGACCUUGCAAUAUUCUCACCAGUUAUCACUGGGAUAAAAAAUAAGAAUGACUUUGAGGUAAAUUCAGUUGACAACGUCUAAAUGUUAAUAUCGUAAAAAUGACCCCAUCUUAUUAGAUAUCAAUAAAAUUGAAUUACAAUAAACUACAUAUUUGUAGUGUAGAACCAACUGGGUAAAAAUGUAAUUUAUACAUUCACUGAAACAUUUCCAACAGUUGUAACUUUUUAUGUUCACUUUUUAUAAAAAAAGACAUGUCAGCACGAUCCUUACAUUUGCAAACAACUGGAUCCAGUUGUUCGAAACUUUAACAGGCGAGUUAACGGUCGAUUAACUUUAUCAGUAGAUUUCGACAGUUUAGAAAACUUAGAAAAUCAAAUGUACUUGUUAAGGAUUUUAAACACUAAAUCAUCUUUACAGUAAACUUAAAACAUCAUACUAGUAUUUCCCACCCACCAAGACUAGUAUCUUGAAUAGAAAUUUAACAGGCGGUUAGUUUAUCAGCUUAAUGCAGUAGUCGUGGGUUCGAGCAUCGUUGGGGACACGACCAUGACUUCUCAUAUAACCCCAGUACUAGUUUUCAUAGGAAACGGACUCGAGAGUGGUUACAAUAAGCUUAAACAGUUAAAGCUUUCAUCACAAUCGAGCUAAAACAAAUUAGUAUAAACUAAACUAACCUAAACUAAAUUACAACCCGUUUAAGUUUCGAACAACUUGGCCCAGUUAGAAAGUAAAACAACUACAUCAUUCUUACAAGAAGGGCACGAUAUAGUAAAAGGUAUUCGUAGUCCUACGAGCAUCUACGCUCUAACUAUAUCCUGAUAGACAAAGUAAACAAAUAAAAACAAUAACUAACUAACUAACUAACUAAAUAAAUAAAUAAAUAACCUGGCUAUCUUCUUGAAUCAACGAAUCAACGUAUCUGUCAUCGUGUUUCGCCAACAUGCAAACUUCUCACAAAAACUAAUUGUUCAGCAUGCAGUCCAGUUUUGAGUAUUUUUGAGAAAUCCAUAUUUAACUGUUUAGCAUUAAUUUUGUGAUUGCAAAUGACUCAAAGUGUUAAUGAACGUUAAAUCUUAGUAAAUCCGGUAUUUGAGUAAAACUGAAUUUAUACAAGUAACCUGCAUUAUUUCAUAUGCCCUACUGACAAUUAAGCGCUAACGGUACAAAGAUGAUAUUACUCUUAUAAAAACACGUUCAUCCUAAUUUCUAUAGAAAGCGUGGGAGAGUUUUCAAUAAUUGCAGUUUUUAUGUCACGUGGUCUAAGUCGGAUAGACAACUCGUGCCGUUGUCUACGGGAUAUAUACAACUCGCUUUGCUCGUUGUAUAUAUCCCGUAGACAACGACACUCGUUGUCUAUCCUAUACUUGUAAAAUCAAUAGAUUUACUUUGUAUUGCGUAUAUAAUACAGCUAUCCGAUACUUCAGUAAAUACGCACAAAAAUAUGUACACAAACUUCCUAGUUGAACAACUGGAAGACAUGUUAAAAGGGAUACUUUGAUUAUCAGAAAAUGUUAGCCUCACAGACGGGGAUUUAUGAUGAAACAAGUCCGCAUAAUCUGCUGUUGCAUGCCUCGUCGAAGGGUGAUUUACAACAUAUCACAGAACUCAUAGAAAAGGGAGUUAACGUGAAUGAUUACAAUGAGAUAGGUCAGACUGCCUUGCUUGCAGCCUCAAUAGCAAAUAAAACGGAAGCAUGCGCACUUCUUCUUGAAUAUGGAGCUAAUGUAGAUCAUACUGACAUAGGUGGUUAUACGGCUCUGCACUUAACAACAGAUGCAGAGUUAACGAAUUUGCUUUUACGCUAUAUAAAAAAGGAGGAAUUAAUAAAUGCUAGGACAAAAUAUAACAGGACGCCUUUACAUGAAGCCGCUUUUCGCGGUUCUUCGGGAAAGGUAUUUGCACUUUUGUCUAACCAUGCAGAAGUAAAUGCAGAAGACGUAAAUAAAGCGACAGCUCUGCAUUAUGCAGUUGCUCGUUCGGGCGAUGUAGAUGUGUCUUUUGUUGAAGCUUUAAUCGAAGCUGGUGCAGACGUCAACAAACAAAAUAUAUUUCUACAAACACCAUUGGCGAUCGCAUGCAAGCAACACCAAUUUAUGCGCAACAUCAUCACUAUACUGCUUAAAGCUGGUGCUGAUCCAGUGAUACAAGCUAAUGAUGGUAACACAGCUCUCCAUGUCUUAUUCUUCGGAACAAAUUUAUUUGAACCCAAUCUCUCGGUGGACGUAGUAGAGGAGUUAGUUGGUGCAAACAAGAAGUGCUUAGAAACUAUCAAUUUAUAUUGCGAGCUUCCGCUUCAUGGAGCACUAUCAAAAAGACGAAAUGAGAAAAUUGCACUGCGACUUCUGACAUACGACGCUGUGAUGUCAGAGUCAACAGAUAAUUUAGGAAGGACAAUAUUGCACUUGGCAUGUGAAAAAGAUUAUCUCAGCAUUAUUGAAAAAUAUGUCGAAAACCCGACAGUAAUCAAUGCAACUGACUGCUUAGGCAGAUCUACUUUGCACUAUAGUUGCAUGCAUUCUGAGGAUGGGAAUUCUGUUAAGCUUAUUUUUCAAAGUAAGACCUUUCGAGUUUGUGGUUUAGUGGACUGCUUUGGGUAUACAGCCUAUCAAUAUGCUAAAGCAAGACCAUCUGAAGUGGGUAAGAAACUAUUGAAUCACUUUGAUGAUCAUGUUAGGAGAACACAUUGCAACAGUUGCAUGACAGAUACUGCUGUUCUUCGUAAAUAUUCCGAAGUGUUUAAAGAUGGAUCAGAACAACUUUCUUCGCUCCUUACAAAAAUGGUGGUAGACACUAAUUAA